Messenger RNA from Camellia sinensis, 1398 nucleotides. NCBI's taxonomy places the organism in Eukaryota, Viridiplantae, Streptophyta, Magnoliopsida, Ericales, Theaceae. The record is from RefSeq and is a predicted model, not a curated record.
UCGAUAGAAAGAGUGAACCAACCAGACAGGGCAGAUCUCUCUCUCUCUCUCUCCCUUUCUCUCAAAAGUCGAAACACUUGUUCACGAUUUGUAUAAACCCCCGUCUCAAUACACCACUGAUUGUUAUUCUCUCCAGAAAUUGAAUUCAAAAACCCUAGUUUUCUUUCCAUAUUCUCGAUGUUAUCCAACCCUAUCAGUUGAAAAUCAUCGAUUAUUUUGGGAUAUUGAAUUCAAAAGAUGGACAUCGAACAAAAACAAGCAGAGCACAUAGAGUACUUCGUCAAGCAAGCCUCGACCCACAAGGGCGCUUCCGUUUCAAACGUCGUCGUUGAAGCCACUUCGCAUCCGUCUCUAUUCGCCUUCUCCGAGAUUCUCGCCGUUCCCAAUGUUCUCGAGCUUCAAGGAACUGAGAACUCUGUAUAUCUUGAUCUGCUUCGUUUGUUUGCCCAUGGCACAUGGAGUGACUACAAGAGUAAUGCUGGUCGUCUUCCGCAGUUGGUUCCUGAUCAAACCCUCAAGCUAAAGCAACUUACUGUGCUAACAUUGGCUGAGACAGAAAAGGUUUUGCCCUAUGAUAUACUGAUGCAGGAGUUGGAUGUGACAAACGUACGCGAACUUGAAGAUUUUCUUAUCAAUGAGUGCAUGUAUGUGGGCAUAGUUAGAGGGAAGCUAGAUCAGUUGCGAAGAUGCUUCGAGGUUCAAUUUGCAGCUGGCAGGGAUCUGAGACCCGGGCAAUUGGGGAGUAUGAUACAAACAUUAACAAACUGGUUGACUACAUCAGACAAUCUUCUUAUCACAAUUCAAGAGAAGAUAAAAUGGGCGGAUUCCAUGAGUGAGGUGGACAAGAAGCACAGAAAGGAAGUUGAAGAGAGGGUUGAUGAAGUAAAGAAGUCAAUCUCCCUCAAGAAGUUAAACACUGUGAGCAGGCCGACAUUGACUUCCGAGGGCAUGAGGAGAUCUACUCUGAACCUGGUGGAGUGAUGGACUACGAGGAAGACCGAAGCCGACCAAAGAGGAGGCGACAUCCAAUGGCUUGAAGAAAGAGAAUUGAAUCCAUAGAAUUGGUUGUCUGCCAACUAUUGCCGUUUUUUUGUUCGUGGCAUUCCAACAACACUUGAUUGCAGAUUUUGGAGAGACACUCGUCUCUUUCGAAUUUGAACUUUCCUGUUAAUUUUGAACUCAAAUAUUUGACAGUUAGUUUGUAUUGGAACCAUAUCAUCAUUAUUCGUUUUGAGUCAACAAAGAUUAUAUUGGAUUUGAUAGUGCGGCUUAGAAAGUUAUAUCGCUAAUAUGCAAAGCGAUAAUUUCAGUUAUUGUGCUUUAUGAUGUUGCACUUAAAAAUCCUACUUUAUUUAUUUAUGGAAUUAACUUUUGCAAUGGAUACAAAAUGCUCGUGUC